Messenger RNA from Gorilla gorilla gorilla (western lowland gorilla), 352 nucleotides. Its product is annotated as ADP/ATP translocase 2-like. Gene Ontology annotation, molecular function: ATP:ADP antiporter activity. The record is from RefSeq and is a predicted model, not a curated record. Bases 6 to 266 code for a protein of 86 amino acids. The transcript has a single exon. Gene Ontology annotation, cellular component: mitochondrial inner membrane. Gene Ontology annotation, biological process: mitochondrial ATP transmembrane transport; mitochondrial ADP transmembrane transport; negative regulation of mitochondrial outer membrane permeabilization involved in apoptotic signaling pathway. Lineage: Eukaryota; Metazoa; Chordata; Mammalia; Primates; Hominidae.
UCAACAUGACAGAGGCUGCUGUGUCCUUCGCCAAGGACUCCCUGGCAGGUGGAGUGGCUGCAGCCAUCUCCAAGAUGGCGGCAGCACCCAUCGAGUGGGUCAAGCUGCUGCUACAGGUGCAGCAUGCCAGCAAGCAGAUCACUGCAGAUAAGCAAUACAAGGGCAUUAGAGACUGCAUGGUCUGUAUUCCCAAGGAGCAUGGAGUCCUGUCCUGGUGCGGUAACCUGGCCAAUGUCAUCAGAUACUUCCCCCACCCAGGCUCUUAACUUCACCUUCAAAGAUAAAUACAAGCAGAUCUUCCUGGGUGGUGUGGACAAGAGGUCCCAGUUUUGGCGCUACUUUGCAGGGAAUC